Messenger RNA from Cyprinus carpio (common carp), 1846 nucleotides. RefSeq lists its product as uncharacterized. Lineage: Eukaryota; Metazoa; Chordata; Actinopteri; Cypriniformes; Cyprinidae. The transcript has 5 exons. The coding region runs from base 956 to 1783 and encodes 275 amino acids. The record is from RefSeq and is a predicted model, not a curated record.
AGCAUGUGCAACCAACUUGGGUGUGUGAGCUGAAGGGAGACCCACGAGAGCCGCUUCAAACCAGUUUCUCGCAUCCAGUGACUGGCGAGAAAGUAUUUGUAAUGAUGGAUGCUUGCCACAUGCUCAAGUUGGCACGUAAUAUGUUGCAGGCAUACAGUCCAAUUGCAACAACCACCGGACAGAUCAAUUGGAGGUACAUCAAUCAUCUCAAUGAUGUGCAAAAAAAAGAUGGACUGCAUGCUGCCAAUAAAAUUACAGACAAACACGUCUACUUUGAAAACCACAAGAUGAGGGUGUCCCUGGCUGCACAGACACUGAGUCGCUCUGUGUCAGUGGCUCUCCGCACAAUGAGGGAUCUUGGGUACUCUCAGUUUAAGGACUGUGAGGCAACAGCACAAUUCAUUGAGGUCCAAGAUGCUUUUAAAUGGUAUGUAUUGCACAUCAACUUUAUGCAGGUGUCAGAAAGAUGGUAUGUAACUAUGUAUGUUGAUAUGAUGUUCUCGUUUAAAUGUGUUUUUUUUUUAUGCAGUUUUUUUUCUGUUGGAAUUACCUUGUAUUCAGUGUGUUUCAGGUACUAGAUGUUUCUAAAUGGUAUGUAUUACACAACAUCAAGUACAUGGAUAGUAGGAUAGGAUAAGUCAAAAUGGUAGGUAUUGGUAGGUAUUGCAUGUGUUGUUUUGCAAUUACAUUGUUCCAAGAUAUUGUUCCAUUGUCUACAAGUUCUUAAGUUCUCCCAGUUCUGCAAUUACAUAUUUCCAAGAUAUUGUUCCAUUGUCUACAAGUAUACUAUAUAGUUAAACAAGAAACUGAUCCCAUUCCUAAUAUAUCCACCCUGGUAGCUGUUUCACAUGGUGCUUUCUUGGGGUGUCUUCUUUCGUCAUGAUCAGAAUAAUACAACUUUUUCUUUUGCAGGUACUUGUCAAUAAUUGGAUUUGUCAUCAAUAUCGACACGUUGAUGCUGAUGAUUCCUGAACUGCUCCAAGUUCAGCGGUAUGUGCUCACCUACAGGUUCAGCCAGGAUCACUUGGAGCUCCUAUUUAAUUCAAUCAGAGCGUCAGGCGGCUGGAAUAACAAUCCAUCGGCAUGCCAGUUCCAGGGCAUCUUCCGCCGUCUGAUGGUUCGGUGUGGUGUCUCACCUGGUGAGACAGGCAAUGUGGCAGCACAAGAUCACACUGUGUCCCUGUCUGCUGUGGAGAUGUCCUCUGCUGAAACUGCUGAAGAGCACCCAUCUCCAUUCGCCAACAUUUCAGCCCUUGUGUGUGACCACAGUUAUCUCCCCACUCGGUUUGGUGGUCUGGUGGAAAAUGCUCUGGUCUACAUAGCAGGGUUUGUAGUCCGGCAGAUUCUUCAAAAGCUGUCCUGUGAUGUGUGCCGUGCAAGCUUGGUCAGAGAUGCUAGACCAGCAUCAUUUGACAAGAGCUACCACCUUCUAGCCCUGAAAAACAACGGAGGCCUAGUGAUUCCAUCACAAGGCACAGUGAAGGUGCUGAGAGCUGCAGAGAGGGUGAUCCGCCAAGCUUCAGCAAUACAAGCUCCUAAGCUGUCAACAGUCACACACAUUGUGCGGGAGGAGAUUGGGACAGAGGAUGUUUUCCUUCUUGGGGAUCACAUUGAGGAGACCCAGUUUGGCAUUGACAACCAUCAAUCUGAUUUGUUGUCAUUGGUUGUGUCCGUGUUUGUAAAGAUAAGGCUCCACCAUGUUGCCAAACUCGCCUCUCUUGAACUACAGAAAGGGAGCACGAGAAAGAAGCUCUGCAAAACAGUCCUCUUUCAGGGGUUUUAGUGUGUGUGUGUGUGUGUGUGUGAGAGAGAGAGAGAGAGAUAGAGAAGAGUGUGUGUGUGAGUG